Messenger RNA from Pipistrellus nathusii (Nathusius's pipistrelle), 2565 nucleotides. The record is from the annotation of a GenBank genome assembly. Lineage: Eukaryota; Metazoa; Chordata; Mammalia; Chiroptera; Vespertilionidae.
AUGCGGGCCGCCCUGGCCCUGGCGCUGCUGCGCCUCUGCCUGGCCAAGGUCAACCUGGCCCCCCACUUCUUCGACAACGGGGCGGGCAGCUCGGACGGAAACAUGGCCCUGUUCAGCCUCCCGGAGGACACCCCUGUGGGCUCUCACGUGUACACGUUGAACGGGACAGACCCCGAGGGCGAACCUGUCUCCUACCACAUCAGCUUUGACCCCAGCACUAGAAGCGUCUUUUCUGUUGACCCCAGUUUUGGAAACAUCACCCUGAUUGAAGAGUUGGACCGAGAGAUGGAGGAUGAGAUCGAAGCCAUCAUCAGCAUUUCCGACGGCCUGAACCUGGUGGCGGAGAAAGUCGUGAUCCUGGUGACUGAUGUCAAUGACCAGGCACCCAGGUUCCUCCAGGAGCCGUACACGGUCCAGAUUCCUGAGGACACACCUGCUGGGAGCAGUCUCUUUGAGGUCCAUGCUAUGGACAAGGACACGGGCUCUGGAGGAAGUGUCACCUACUUCCUGCAGAACCUGCCGGCCACCCAGUUCACCAUGGACCGACAAAGCGGUGUGCUGCGCCUCCGGGCAGGGACCACCCUGGACUACGAGAAGGCCCGGGUCCACUUGGUCACUGUGGUUGCCCAGGACGGCGGCGGGCAGCUGCGGGGUGCGGCUGCGGUGUUCUCAGCCACCACCACGGUCACGGUCAGCGUGGAGGACGUGCAGGAUGUGGGCCCCGUGUUCGUGGGCACUCCCUUCCACGGCUGCGUGUACGAGGACAUGGUUCCGGGCUCUGAGGUGCUGACAGUGGUCGCCAUGGAUGGAGACAGGGGCAAACCCAACCGCCUUCUCUACAGCCUCAUGAACGGGAGUGACGACGCCUUCGACAUUAACGCGACGUCUGGAGCCAUUGUGGUCACCCAGAGCCCGGCCCAGCUCCGGAGAGAGGUGUAUGAGCUGCAAGUGCAGGUGACUGAGGUCAGCGCUGCAGGGAGCCCCGCUGCCCAGGCCACGGUCCCCGUCACCAUCAGGAUCGUGGACAUCAACAACCACCCACCUGUGUUCUACGGAGAAAGCGGGCCCCAGACCAGGUUCGAGCUGUCCCUGUUCGAGCACCCGUCCCCAGGGGAGAUCCUGCGUGGCCUCAAGGUCACCGUCAAAGAUGAAGACCAGGGCUCCAAUGCCAAGUUCGCCCUGCAGCUGCUGGGGUCGGGGGGCGCCUUCUGCGUGGUCCCUCAGACAGCUCUGAAGGAAGCCCAAGUCACAGUCCUCACCGAGGACUCAGCCGCCAUUGACUUUGAGAAGUUCAGAGUGUUAACCUUCCAGCUCCUGGCCACUGAGGUGGACACGGCCGAGAAGUUCAGUGCCACCGCGCAUGUGGUGGUGCAGCUGCUGGACACCAACGACAAUGCCCCACAGUUCACCUCUCCCCACUACAUUGCCAGGGUUCCUGAGGACGCCCCCGGGGGCUCCACUGUGGUGGCCGUCAGGGCUGUGGAUGUGGACACAGGCCCCCGGGGUGAAGUCACAUACUUUGUCUCCGGGCCGGAGGCAGACCUCUUUCAGGUCCACUCCUCCACGGGGGUUAUCUGCACGCAGCCCUGGGCCAGCCUGGAUGCUGAGGCCACUGCCAGGUACAGCUUCCAUGUAAGAGCAGAGGAUGCGGGGGGCAGGCAUGACCUGGCCAAUGUGACCGUCUUGCUGCUGGAUGUCAAUGACCACCCCCCCCAGUUUGGACAGAGCAUCCAGGAGAAGACGAUGGUGCUGGGGACCCCUGUGAAAAUUGAGGCCACAGACCUGGAUGCAGAGGCACCCAACAACCUGGUGGACUACUCCAUCAUGCGCGCGGAGCCGGCCAGCGUGUUUGACAUCAAUGCACGCACGGGAGAGAUCAGGCUCAAGAGCUCCAUCCGCUCCCUGGACGCCCUGUGCAAUAUCACAUACAAUGGCGACUGUACAUGGGCCCUGGAGGUGCAGGCCAAGGACCGUGGCUCCCCAUCCUUCAGCACCAUGGCCGUCCUCAGAAUUGACAUCACAGAUGCUGAGAUGCUGCCCCGGACCUCCAUGGACACCUUUCUGACACAGACCAGAGACGAACCUGCGAAGGCUGUGGGUGUGCUGGCCGGCGCCAUGGCCAUUACUGUGGCCAUCACUGCCCUUGUGUCCACUGCCACCUUCUGGCACAAGAAGUCCAACAAGGUCCUGCCAGUGCGGCGCGUGCUUCGCAGGCGGCCCUGCCCUGCCCCCCUCCCUGCUCACAGCAAUUGGCUCAAGUGCAAUAGGACUGAGGCUGCAGCCAAGUUUGUUCUCAAAGAGGAUCCCCCUAGUGAGAACUGCAACAGCAGCCUGGGGAGCCUUCCAUCCCCCAGAGCCCCAAUGCCCCCUCCUCUACCCAGAGUGGCACCCGUCCCGGGGGCACCCCCCUCGACUGUGCUCACAGUCUCUGGCUCACUCACCUCUCUGCAACCUCGAGGGUCACCCAAACACAGUGCCUCGGGGAGCCCCAUCCAGUCAGCUCUGGUCUCCGAGCUCAGGCAGCAGUUUGAGAGGAAGAGUAGAGCUGACAAGGAGCACUUUUAG